AUGGUAGAUUAUGCGGUCGCCAUAUGGGCAACGCAUCGACUAGGUGGUAUCGUGUCAUGCGCAAACCCAGCUAAUAAUAUCCACGACUUGCAGUAUCAACUUAAGGUGGUUCAUGCGUCUGUGAUCAUCGCGCAUUCCUCUUCUUUGGACACUGCGUUGGCUGCUGCUCGGGCUGCCGGUUUGCCAUCCGAUCACGUUAUCACGUUGGAUGAGUCAAAUCAGAUAACGGUAGAUACUCUGAUUCAGCAAGGGCUGCGGAGCGAGCCAAAUUUCAUUGAGCGAAGGCUGCGGAAGGGAGAGGCGAAAACGAAAGUCGCAUUCCUCAGUUUUUCGAGUGGCACAACAGGAAAACCGAAGGCCGUCGCAAUAUCACACUUUGGUCCUAUCAUGAACGUGAUUCAGAUGGCCGAGUCGCAGAAGGUUAACAAGAACUAUGCCCCUUGGGAAGAACAGAGGUUUCGACCAGGGGAUAUAGCCGCCGGAGUGCUACCCUUCUUCCAUAUUUAUGGACUGGUACUAGGACUUCACUUCAUGCCAUUUUGCGGCAUCUCAGUUGUGGUAAUACCCAAGUUCCACUUUACGGACUUCCUAGAGAGUAUUGUGAGACAUCGCAUAACGCAUCUUAAAUUGGUACCGCCUCAGAUCGUGUUGUUUUGCAAGCACCCUGCUGUGAAGAACUACAACCUCGAUGGUGUCAGGUGGCUGAUUUGUGGAGCUGCUCCUCUCUCCGCCUCUCUUGUUGACCAGCUGGUGAAGAUUCUGCCGAAUGCGCAGAUAGGUCAAGGUUAUGGCAUGACGGAGUCGACAGCCACUACCACAAUGUUUUCCGUGGACAGUAAACUUGGCGUUCCCGGCAGUGCCGGACGCCUGGUGCCUGGUGUCGUUGCCAGGGUCGUCAAAGAUGAUGGAACCCUAGCGGGAUUCAACGAACCUGGAGAGCUUCAGGUGAAGACUCCGUCUGCAGCGCUGGGAUAUCUGAACAAUGAUGAAGCGACAAAGGAGACCUUCGUUAAUGGCUGGCUGCACACUGGCGACAAAGUCAUUAUAAGCGAGGACCAUGAAGUUUUCAUCGUGGAUCGGCUGAAGGAAAUCAUGAAAGUCAAAGGGUUCCAAGUCGCUCCUGCAGAGUUGGAGGGCUGUCUUCUUGAUCAUCCUGAUGUUGCGGACACAUGCGUGACGUCAAUUCUCGAUAGCUACAGCGGGGAGCUUCCGGUGGCAUUCGUCGUACUUCGUCCUAACGCAGCCAAGAGAGUCGCCUCGGAUCCUACUGAAGCCGAAAGGGUCAAAACAUCCAUUAAAAAGCACGUGGCAGAUAACAAGGUCGCAUAUAAACACCUUACUGGGGGGGUGGAAUUUAUAGACGUAAUUCCAAAAAACCCGAGUGGGAAGCUGCUGCGUCGCGUGCUGCGCGAUCGGGCGCGUGACUUGGUACGGCCGAGAUCGAAGCUGUGAAUGGAUGGAUUGCUAUGCCACAAUAUGCAUCUAAUGGGCGCAUUUGUGGACCUUUGCGGACUUUGUUGGGGUUAUACUAUGUUGUUCUUCACACUUCACGCGCCUGUUUACCUCGCCAUGAGGAUGCGCGGCAUGUUGAUUUCGAAUUCAAUGCAGAGGCUCGUGACCAGCUGGCUUAUUGUACCGCCACAGCAUCUGGUGAUUUCUGGUAUGCAUGUGAAAUUGUAAAUUGAUAUUCAC
Messenger RNA from Suillus paluster, 1692 nucleotides. RefSeq lists its product as uncharacterized. Gene Ontology annotation, molecular function: CoA-ligase activity. Gene Ontology annotation, biological process: secondary metabolic process. The record is from RefSeq and is a predicted model, not a curated record. Lineage: Eukaryota; Fungi; Basidiomycota; Agaricomycetes; Boletales; Suillaceae. The transcript is spliced from 13 exons. The coding region runs from base 1 to 1452 and encodes 483 amino acids.